This is a messenger RNA of Ceratitis capitata (Mediterranean fruit fly), 1683 nucleotides long. It is a transcript of the gene Chd64, whose product is annotated as myophilin. The record is from RefSeq and is a predicted model, not a curated record. Gene Ontology annotation, molecular function: protein binding. NCBI's taxonomy places the organism in Eukaryota, Metazoa, Arthropoda, Insecta, Diptera, Tephritidae. The coding region runs from base 277 to 843 and encodes 188 amino acids. The transcript is spliced from 4 exons.
CUAAUGACAGUAAUUUUUUUAAAUUCGUUGCGUGUGGAUGUAAUAAUUCGCUCUCUGUGAUACCUUAAACUAACCGAAAAUCCCGUUCAACGCCCACCCACUCUGCGCCAAUUUGUGUUUCUACUGUGACCAUAAUAGAAAAGUCACAGGAAAUCCUAUCGCUGAUCCAGUAACCUAGAAGAGACACUGAAAGUUGUGAAUAAUUUGCUAACUUCAGCAAGUUUUCAAUAUAUUAAAAAGGAAUAAGCCAAAAUCUAAAACCCGUUUAAAGCCAAAAUGUCUUCGAAUCGUGCACCAAAGUCCGGUUUUGCUGCUGAGGCGCAACGCAAAAUCAACUCAAAAUACAGCGAAGAGCUGGCCCAAGAAUGUUUGGAAUGGAUUAAAGUGGUAACUGGUGAACCCAUCAACACAGCUGGUGAUAUGGAUAAUUUCUUUGAAGUGUUGAAGGAUGGUGUUUUAUUGUGUAAAUUGGCCAACUCACUGCAACCGGGCUCAAUAAAGAAAGUUAAUGAAAGCAAAAUGGCCUUCAAAUGCAUGGAGAACAUUUCCGCUUUCUUGGCCUGUGCUAAAAACUUCGGUGUGCCCACACAGGAAACCUUCCAGAGUGUCGAUCUGUGGGAACGUCAAAACUUGAACUCUGUUGUCAUUUGCCUGCAAUCACUCGGCCGUAAGGCACAUAACUUUGGCAAGCCCUCAAUUGGUCCCAAAGAGGCUGAUAAAAAUGUACGUAAUUUCUCCGAGGAACAAUUGCGUGCCGGUCAAAAUGUUAUUUCACUGCAGUAUGGCUCCAAUAAAGGUGCCAACCAAUCGGGCAUCAAUUUCGGCAACACUCGGCACAUGUAAAUGGUAUGUGGCCGUUGUGCAUUUGGCUGAAACACAUUUCAAUUUGUAUUUGAGCUAAAGCAACGCAAGAUGUGCAAGUGUGCAGCGACAUUUUAAUAUUUAAGCAUUCCAUAAGUGUCCAAAAUAACUGAAAAAAUCGAGAAACGACAACAAACAAAAAUGUAUUCAAAAUUUUGCAUUCCAUGUAUUUUUUAACUUAUAAAUUUAUAAUAUAUACAUAUAUUGAACUUAUUCUAAGUACUUUUGUAAAACUUAAAAAAAAAUUCCAAUACAAUUUUUAUAUUAACACUUGAUUUUAUGACAUUAUUACACUAUAUGUAUUUAAUAAUAUAUUCUUUUUUGUUCUAAAUUACACUAAAUCGGCACACUUACAUAAAUAAAUGAAGAGAAAAUAGUACAUUGUACCAGAGGCACGUUGUAUGUACAUAUGUAUGUACAUCUAUACAAAAGUAUGUGCAUAGCAUCUAAAUGUCUCAUUCGUGCCAUUAAGCAUUUAUAUUAUACUAUGUAUCAAUGUAACAGAAAUUCUCUAUGCAAAUCUUUUACACAAAUAAGAUGUACCUACCUAUUUUUCGAGUUAACAUUUGUUUACCGUAAAAAGGACUCUUUUGACUAGAAUUGUAUGGCCUUUAAAGUUAAAAAUCAUAAAACAAUAACCACCUGUGAACACAAAUCUAACGUAAACAAAAGUGUCUUCUCCCCAUUUAAUUACCGUUAAAUAUAGAAAGUAGAAAGUAUUUAUGAAUCAUAUACAAUUACAUACACAGUGAUACGUAUGAGUAUACUGAUUUGAUGUUACUUCAUGUUGAAUAUGAAAUAAAAUUUAUUACAUAAUAGUUA